This is a messenger RNA of Trifolium pratense (red clover), 1152 nucleotides long. RefSeq names its product translin. The record is from RefSeq and is a predicted model, not a curated record. Gene Ontology annotation, cellular component: cytoplasm; nucleus. The transcript is spliced from 7 exons. Gene Ontology annotation, biological process: RNA metabolic process. Bases 46 to 894 code for a protein of 282 amino acids. Lineage: Eukaryota; Viridiplantae; Streptophyta; Magnoliopsida; Fabales; Fabaceae. Gene Ontology annotation, molecular function: RNA binding; sequence-specific DNA binding; single-stranded DNA binding.
GCAGCAUUUAUGAAUCCAACUAACAUAACACUCUGUUAAAAGAAAAUGCAAUAUAUGAAACCAGCGUUUCGUGUGUCACGUUCUUUAAUAACCAUAAACCCUAAACCCUUCAUCUUCCUCACACUCCAAACGUUUCGUUCCCAAUCUCCCAUUUCCUUCUUCUCUUCAUCAAUGGCGUCCAGCGACUUCUCUUCACUUCCUGCUCCCUCUCUCGAGAAGCAAUUCGGUGAAUUCAGAACUCAUCUCGAAGAAUCUGGAACCUUGCGCGAUCGAAUUCGAACUGUUGUUUCGGAAAUUGAGUCCACCACAAGGUUAAUGUAUGCUAGCAUUCUUCUUGUUCAUCAUUCUCGUCCUACUCCAGAACUUUUGGAGAAGGCCAAGACUCAGAUUGAUGUGCUAAAAGAGAAAUACAAGCAACUUGCUGAUAUUCUUGGUGGAUGUCCUGGUCAAUACUAUAGGUAUCACGGUGAUUGGAGGAGUGAGACACAGACUGUUGUUUCUGUGCUUACUUUUAUGAACUGGCUUGAAACUGGAAAAUUACUCGAACACAAAGAAGCCGAGGAAAAACUUGGGUUGAACGGUCCGGAGUUCAAUCUAGAUGUUGAAGACUACCUAGUUGGUGUUUGUUUUAUGUCUAAUGAAUUGCCAAGGUAUGUGGUUAAUCAAGUAACAGCUGGGGACUAUGAUUGUCCAAGGAAGGUCUUAAAGUUUUUAACAGAACUUCAUGCUGCAUUCCGAAUGCUCAAUCUACGAAAUGAUUUUCUGCGUAAGAAGUUUGAUGGCAUGAAGUAUGACCUAAGGAAAGUAGAAGAAGUUUACUACGAUGUUAAGAUUAGGGGUUUGACACCCAAUGGUGUGUCAGUUGCAGAUCAAGGAAUCGAAAGGCAAUCUUAGAGUAUGUUAGAGUGAAUAGACUUUGCUUUUUGUUGGCUCAGGUAUAAGCCUAUUUAUCUAGAAUUUUUCUAGUUGUUGAUGAAAGGAAGUAAAGGCUUAUCACUAUGGUAUACAAUUCUGUCAAUAUCCUUAUUCAAAGCUUUUUGUGAGAACUUGGUAGAAACCCUGUAUUCCCUUUCUUUUAGAUGUAAAAUAUAGUACAUUUAAGUUUAUUUAAUAAUGAUCUGAUCUAUGUCAAAAAUAAAAAAGUUUAUUUAA